AUGUGGCUUCUUGCACAGGACACUUCCGGAUUCUUCUCGACUCUCAGUGACUCCGGACAAAAUGUUACCCCAGCAUUGAACUUUUCGUCGACCUUGUUCGAGGGGGCUUCCUUUGACUUGGCCCAUCCCAGUGAAGAGUCUGUCGAAGAAAUUCAAUCCCUGCCAGAGGUUGAGAAGAUAUGGCCAGCUGCCUUAUUUUCCAUUCCUGUUGUCGGCAAAGCAUCGUCCGUAGACAGCGAGGCCCUUGCCAGCUAUUCUGUCUGGAACGCACACAACGAAACAAAUGUCGCGGCCAUGCACAAGAAGGGCCAUCUUGGCAAGGGUAUCAUCAUCGCUACUGUCGACAGCGGUAUUGAUUAUACACACGCGGCUUUCGGUGGAGGUUUUGGUCCUGGCUUCCGUGUCGAAUCUGGCUAUGACUUGGUGGGCGAUGACUACGUUGUCGGUGGCCCUUAUGCUCCUGACAGUGAUCCCAUGGAUUGUUUGGGUCACGGAACGCACGUCGCCGGUAUUGCGGCAAGUAGUGAUGCCCUGAUACCUGGAGUUGCUCCUGAGGCACGCCUUCGCUCCUACAAAGUGUUUGGCUGUGGCGAUGGCGUUUAUGAGGAUGUCAUCAUUGCUGCAUUCAUCCAAGCCCACGAAGAGGGAGCCGACGUUAUCAAUGCAUCUCUGGGCUCCAAUCGAGGAUUUGCAGAACAGCCCAUUGCUAUCGUUGUGAGCAAAAUCGCCGCAGAAGGCGUCUUUGUGUCUAUCGCAGCGGGAAAUAGCGGAGAUCAUGGUUCCUUCUACACUAGUAGUGGAGGCAACGGUUUAGAAAGUUUUGCUGUAGGUAGUGCUGAGGCCCAGAACUGGGUCACAUAUAAUAUCACCGCCGCUUCAACAAGCAAUGAGACAAGAUCUAUGACAUACAUUAGCGAUAAUUAUAACCAUGUCACCCUUGAUGGAAGCGUCCAGGCUUAUGCCUACCCAAAUGCAAGGGACAUUGAUGCCUGUAACUGGUCGCUAGCCUCAACCCCCAAAGAUACUGCCUUAUUCAUUAGAAAGGGGGACUGUGUUUGGCAAAUUCAAGACAGUACCUUAGUAGGCUUAACCACUAGUGUUUUCUACAUCCAGAAAGAAGGCGUAGGUCUGGAGCGUCCGGGCCGCGUCCGCGGCAGCGAUAACGCCCCUGAAAACUCGGCACUUGUACUGUACGAGGACGGAGACUGGAUUCUGAAACAGUUCGAGGCUGGCCACAACGUGACUCUUCACUUGUCUACAAGUUCUGACCCUGUGGCUGUUCCCAAGUCAGGAUAUGUCGGAGGUAGAAUCAACGACUACAGCUCCUGGGGACCUACUCUCGACGGCAGAAUGAAGCCGGAAGUCUCUGCCCCCGGCGGUACCAUUCUGUCGACGUACCCAGUCAGUAAGGGUAGCUGGGCCGUUCUCUCGGGAACCAGCAUGGCUGCUCCGUAUAUGGCAGGUGUUGGUGCACUCUUCUUUUCCUCUCGAGGCGGCCGCGAAGCCCUGGGAGGAGACAGCGUCAAAGUAGCCCGGGAUCGUGUCAUUGCCAGUGCCAGGUCGAUCAAGCACAAUGAUGGUUCAGGAAACGAAGCAUCCGUUGGCAAGCAGGGCGCUGGGCUCAUCGACGUCCAGAAGAUUAUCGAGUCCGGGACCUCGAUCAGUCCCGCAUACCUGGAGCUCAACGAUACCGUGCAUUUCUCGGGUAGCCACGAAGUCGUCCUUACGAAUUCAAACGACAACAGCGUAACUUACAAAUUGGCACAUCAGCCUGGCAUCACAACUUUCACAUUCACUUCGGCCAACUCUUGGGUUGCUUUGGAGCCCAAGUAUUCAGCCGCAGAAGACGACGUAGCCAAGGUAUCGAUGUCGGCUGAAGAGAUUGUCGUGGAUGCUGGAGCUUCAGUCACGCUCAAAUUUGAUUUCACCGAGCCCACUGCCCCUGACAGCUCUUCACUCCCUGUUUAUGGCGGCAAGGUUAUGAUCAGCGGGUCAAAUGGCGAAGUUGUUAUGCUAACAUACCUGGGUAUCAAAGGGAGCAUAUAUGAAGCUAGAGCUUGGGAAAUGGACAGGGGAGUUCCAUUGCUCCUGAGCGGAUACGGAGGCUUGAUGGAAGAAGGCCACGUCUACACCUACGAAGAUGGAUCAGAUGUUCCACAACCAUAUUUCAACAUUCUGUGGAGUACGAGGGAGAUGAGCUUUGAUUUUGUCAGACGAGACUGGCAGCCCAGCGACUGGGUAUAUCCAACUGUCGCUGGAAAGAACAACUGGAUCGGGUCGAUCCGUAUGCGCCCUAGUGGACUAUCAGGAGAGGUGGUCGAUUUCCCUCUUCAGAACUAUCCCCGACAACCCGGUGGCGCUUUCUAUGCAGCUUCGCAAGGCUAUUUCGCCAAUGGCUCGUACAUUCCCGACGGCGAGUAUAGAUAUCUCUGCAGAACCUUGCGGACAUUCGGUGACUACAACAACAUCACGGACUGGCAGUACAAACUUUCACCCUGGUUUAGCAUCUCAAGAGACCCCUCAGUGUCCUCCACAUCCACAACCAUCACCCCUUCUGCGACGACUUCCUCUGCAAUUACCACGUCAACGAGCGCUGCACCAGUUUGCACGCCGGGUUACGCCAAACCCGUUUCCAUCAAGGGAUCCUCUGGUCAGGCAUCGGCUGAGCAUGAGCUCUAUCUCUACUCUGAUUUCUUGGCAAUUGAUCUUGCUGACAGCCAGCCCACUCACUUUGAUUGGAAGAUUAACAGUGAGGGCCGGUUUGAGACGUCAAUCAACGGAAACACUGUCUAUCUGGCUGUACACACCAACAGCAACAGUCUUGUCUACAUGUAUCCGGCGUCAAAAAUCACCGGUUCAUGGUCAUAUCUCGAAUGCACCACGUCAGACAACGUCCUAAGCUGCAAGUCAGGUGAAAAGGACAAGUUCUAUACCUGCGGCUCAGAUCUUCUCAGACACGGCUCGACUGUUUUGGACGGAUGUGAGGCUCUCACGCUCAAGACUGGACCGGCGGCCGAUCCUUGCACUGUGACCACCACGGAUUUGCAGCCAACCCCUACGCCUACAAUCACCAGUGCCCCUGCAUCUUCUACCGCGGCGACUCGCCGCCCUUGA
Molecule: messenger RNA, 3114 nt
Organism: Clonostachys rhizophaga
Lineage: Eukaryota; Fungi; Ascomycota; Sordariomycetes; Hypocreales; Bionectriaceae
Source: the annotation of a GenBank genome assembly